This is a messenger RNA of Nematolebias whitei (Rio pearlfish), 1471 nucleotides long. Its product is annotated as epithelial membrane protein 2. Gene Ontology annotation, cellular component: plasma membrane. The record is from RefSeq and is a predicted model, not a curated record. NCBI's taxonomy places the organism in Eukaryota, Metazoa, Chordata, Actinopteri, Cyprinodontiformes, Rivulidae.
AUUACCUCCAGGCAGUGCAGGCCACCUCUGUGCUGGCGUGUAUAUUCUCCUUCAUUUCACUCUUUGUGUUCAUGGCUCAGCUCUUCACCCAGCCCAAGGGACAGAAGUUCAUUGCCGCCGGAGCCCUUCAGUUCCUCGCAUGCCUGUUCAUCAUGAUCGCAGCUUCCAUCUACACAGACCGCUUCCAUAUCGAUGAGGCUAAUGGGAAAUAUGGCCACAGCUACAUCCUGGCAUGGAUCGCCUUCGGUCUCACCUUCUUCUCUGCCAUUAUUUACAUUGCACUACGCAAGAAAUAAGGACAUUAGAACCAGCUGGCCCAGAUGAGUUUGUCUUUGUGUGUUUUAGAGUUCAGCUGCUGGAGUAAAUUCAGCUAAAAUUGCAUCCUCAGAUCGAUCUGCGUUUGAUUAACUGAGUCUGCUCAUGUAUAAGAUUUAAAAAUAAUGAUGCAAACUCAGUUCAUCACGACUGUUUGGGUGUAUUUUCAGCCCAGAGUUGGGCUGGAUUACUUCAGGGCAUCUAAGGAAUGAGAAUAUUUUAGUGGUAAACUGAACAGAAAAGGUUUUCACGAGAGGCCAUGAUGGUAACGCUUCACAACCAGGGUACGAAUCGAAAUCUCUUAGAGUCCCAUUUGUGACGAUUAAAUAAUAAACUAACACAUGAUCAGGUUUUAUUCAUAGAAGCAGUUACAGCUUCAUUGAAGUUUGCUGGAUUUUUGUUACAUAAGUUGUAAUUUGUGUUUAAGUUUGACCAGACGUGCAGUUUGUUUAUAAAGUAUUUCUGAGAGAGACCUCAGGUAUUUGAUUGGCACUUGUACUGUAAAGUGUUACCACAUCUCAUCAGUUAAUAUUUCUGGUUCAUAACAAAGAGUAAAACUUGUCUUUUAUGUACAUUUACAUAUGGAUAAUUAUACAGUAGAUAAAAAAGGGUGUAUUUUUAUUUUAGGUGCUGUUUAUGCAUUAUUUUAUUGUUAGUUUAUCAAUUUUUUUCUCCAAAAUAACUGUUACUUUACUUUGUCUAGUUUAAAUAAUCAAACCGUAAAAAGGCAGCAGAGCCGGUUUGAAGUUUUAAUGGAGGAGUAUGUCAAGGUAGACUAAUGCUGUUCAGACGGGGAGUUCAAAACUACUAAUAUCUUAUAGAUGAAUUUGUCUUAAAAGAUAAUUGUAAAAGAGUGACACUCAACCAAAGUUAGAUCGUACACAUAUUUUAUUUUGAAAAACUUCAGGCGAUGCAGAAUGCAACGAGCACUGUAAGGUUUCAGAGGGGCCUGUGAUCAAACACUCACGUUUUCUAUAAAUCAACAAACCAAACCUGUUUCUGGUAAAAUACCACACCAGAACAGCCUUUUACACACAUGGUUCAGUUAGAAGGCAACUGGUUUGAGUCUUUAAAACAUAAACUGUAAAUAUGAUUUAUUUUCUCACGAUGCUUUGUAUGUCUGAUGUUUUAUUUUUGCAAAUAUGUGUUCUAAAUG